AUGACCAGCCCCGCGCGAUCGUCCAACAGUCGAGUGAAGCGCGCGAAAACGGCUCAAAGUUCCGCCGACGUGGUCGCUUCCGCCCCGGAAGUCGGCGCUUUGUACACGGAAGACUAUCGCGUGAAAGGUUUGCACGUCCGCGAUCACUUCAUCGCGGUGCCCGUGUGUCACGCUCGAGGCGAUUCGAACGCGAUGCGCGUGUUUUUUCGAGAAGUGGUGACGGCGGCUCGAGGGAAACUCACGAGCGAGGAGCGGAAGUCGCUGCCGGCGGUACUGUUUUUGCAAGGCGGACCCGGAUUCGAGUGCGCGGGACCGCUCGAGGCGAGCGGCUGGUUGGGGGAAAUGGUCAAGGAACAUCGAGUGUUUUUGAUGGAUCAACGAGGCACGGGACGUAGCGACAGCGAGAUUGUCCAUCCAACGCUCAACCGGGAUGCGUCUGGACAUCCCUUGUCGUACCCCAGACAUUGGACCGACAAAAACACGUCGCCGGCGAAGGCGUGGGCCGUUCACUUGAAGAAUUUCCGAGCAGACAGCAUCGUGAAAGACGCCGAGUUGUUCCGUAAGACGGUGCUCGGUGAAGAUGUGAAAUGGACGCUGCUUGGGCAAUCCUUCGGCGGCUUUUGCAUCACGACGUAUUUGUCUUUCGCUCCCGAAGGCGUGAAAGAAGCGCUGCUUACUGGCGGUUUGCCUCCGCUCAUCGACGAACCAGCGAGUGCGUUAAACGCGUAUCGAAAAUUGUUCGAGCGCGUUCAGACGCAAAACAGAAAAUAUUUCGAAAGAUUUCCGUACGAUGUCGACCGCCUCUAUGCGCUGUAUGUCCAACUUCAGAACGAAGGUCCACGGAUCUUGCCCGGCGGUGGGUUGCUCACCGUUCCGCUGGUACGAGCGCUCGGUUUUUCUAAUUUAGGCACAGCGCAGGGGAUGGAGAGGUUGCAUUACAUCAUGCAGUACGUAGAGAUUCAUUAUGCCGACGAAGAAAUUGUUGGAGCUCACUUGCCGCACAAGUUUUUGAUUGAAGUGGAAAACUCGUUUAGGCACUUCGAGACGAACCCGUUGUACGCGGUCCUGCACGAGGCGAUUUAUUGCAACGGUGCGUGCGCCAUCGGUGCGGCCGACCAAGUGUGGCUCGAGCGAGUUGGCGAAGAUCUUUACAGCGCGUUUGGUGAGCCUGAGUCUGAUGACUCAUUGCGCCGUGCGUUUACGGGGGAGUGUGUUUACUCUUCAUUCUUCGAAGACAUCCCAUCGCUUCGCCCGUUCAAAGCGAUCGUUCAAGAGCUCAAAAAGGACAAAGAUUGGCCAAAGGUGUUGUACGAUACGGAGCAGCUGGCCAAGAAUACCGUCCCAGUGGCGUGCGCGAGUUACGUCGAGGACAUGUUCGUCGAUUUCGAUCUCGCCUCUGAAACGGCUGCGAAAAUUCGGGGCGCCCGCGUCUGGAGCACCAGCGAAUACAUGCACUCCGGCAUUCGCGAAGACGGCGCCCGCAUCGUCCAAAAGCUGUUGUCCUUCGUUCGCGACGAGGAUCCAAUUCGUUAG
Messenger RNA from Ostreococcus lucimarinus CCE9901, 1533 nucleotides. RefSeq lists its product with no specific name. The transcript has 2 exons. The coding region runs from base 1 to 1533 and encodes 510 amino acids. Gene Ontology annotation, biological process: proteolysis. The record is from RefSeq and is a predicted model, not a curated record. NCBI's taxonomy places the organism in Eukaryota, Viridiplantae, Chlorophyta, Mamiellophyceae, Mamiellales, Bathycoccaceae. Gene Ontology annotation, molecular function: peptidase activity.